Ilex paraguariensis (yerba mate) is the source of this 816-nucleotide messenger RNA. NCBI's taxonomy places the organism in Eukaryota, Viridiplantae, Streptophyta, Magnoliopsida, Aquifoliales, Aquifoliaceae. The record is from the annotation of a GenBank genome assembly.
AUGGAUACUGGUCAGUGGCCACAGGGGAUUGGAGUGAUGAAACCAGUGGAAGGCUCAAGGCCUAUGGUAGAGAGGAAGCCGAGGCCACAAAAAGAACAAGCUGUGAACUGUCCGCGGUGCAAUUCAACUCAUACCAAGUUCUGUUACUACAACAAUUACAGUCUCUCUCAGCCAAGGUACUUCUGCAAGACUUGUAGAAGGUACUGGACUGAAGGUGGGACUCUGAGAAAUGUCCCAGUUGGAGGAAGCUCAAGGAAGAACAAGAGAUCUACUUCAUCAUCAUCACCAGCUUCAUCAAAGAAGCUUGCUGAUCAUGAUCUGGCCCCACCAAGAAUUUCUCAGUCUGCUUCUCAAAACCCUAAGAUCCGCGAGGGCCAAGACCUCAACCUAGCUUACCCGCCCUCUGGUGAUUACAAUAGCCUCUCUGAAUUCAUUGGGUUACCCUACAGUAACAACAAUAUAAACCCUAAUACUUCAUCAACAUCAUCUCAUCUCUCUACCAUGGAACUUCUCAAGCUUGGAAUUACUUCAAGAGGACUGAAUUCUUUCAUGCCGAUGUCGGUUUCUGAUUCGAGUACAAUAUACUCAUCUGGCCUGGGUUUGCCAGAAUUUAAACCAAGCCUUAACUUUUCAUUAGAUGGGUUUGAAAGUGGUUUUGGAAGUCUGCAAGGGGUUCCAGAGACUAGUGCAAGACUUCUCUUUCCUUUUGAGGAUUUGAAGCCCGUUUCAGCCACAACUGAAUUAAUUGAGCAAAAUAGAGAGCAAGGAGAGUCUAAUGCUUACUGGAAUGGAGUAUUAGGUGGAGGGUCAUGGUAA